Molecule: messenger RNA, 3751 nt
Organism: Lactuca sativa (garden lettuce)
Lineage: Eukaryota; Viridiplantae; Streptophyta; Magnoliopsida; Asterales; Asteraceae
Product: pumilio homolog 2
Biological process (GO): post-transcriptional regulation of gene expression
Cellular component (GO): cytoplasm
Molecular function (GO): mRNA binding
Source: RefSeq, a predicted model, not a curated record
UCAGCUCAAGAUUCUUUGAAAUAAAACCCUAAACUUUGCUUUUGUAAGAACAAAUCACGCUACACAAUCCAAUCUCUACCGUCACCCUUUUUAAUCUAACGGUCUAUAUCAUCCCACCUCUCGUGCUUAUCAAUCCCCUCUCUUUCUCUUUUAGCACUCUCUCUUGCACUAUUCUGUUCGAAAGUCUCUCACUCAAUCUUUAGCACACUGAAAAUGGCUAAAAAAAUUUGUUAUUUUGUUGGCGAUCAGCCGAUUGGAAGGAUGGUUCAUAUUGAAUCUUCGGAUCUUUAAAAGAUUUCUGUAAAUUUACACAUACACAAUAGAUUAUUACGAAAAAACUUGUUUGGUUCAGUAGAUUGUUAUGCAAUUAAGGUAAUUUAGGAUCUAGAAGUUUGUAAAGAUCGUAGCUUUAUAAGUUUUGUUAAUUGAAGCUCGAUAGUAUUUAGUUUUUAUUUGAAGAGGUUAAUUUCAUGCAAAUGUUGUGAUGAUUACUGAUAGUUAUUCCAAGAUGAUGUCCGAUAUCGGAAUGCGAUCGGUGCUUUCUAACAACGAGGAGCUGAGCUUGCUGAUGAGGGAGAAGCGUAGGCAAGAGGUUAUUAGCAGUACUAGUAUGAUGAGUAACAGUAGCAGCGAUCGCGAGAGGGAGCUAAAUAUGUAUCGCAGCGGUUCAGCUCCGCCGACGGUGGAAGGGUCAUUGAAUGCAGUCGGAGGACUGUUUGGUGGUGGUGGUGGUCUGACGGCGGAGUUAGGCGGGAUUUCAGAAGAUGAGUUAAGGUCUGAUCCGGCAUACAUUUCGUAUUACUACGCUAAUGUGAAUCUGAACCCUAGGCUUCCGCCGCCGCUGUUGUCGAAGGAGGAUUGGCGAUAUGCGCAGCGCCUGCAAGGCGGCGGUGGAAGUGGGAUUGGUGGCUCUGCUAUUGGCGAUAGGAGGAAGGUAAACAGGGAUGAUGGGAGUAAUACUAGGUCUCUAUUUGCAAGCCAGCUAGGGUUCAAUGGGAACAAAGAAGAGAAUCAUGGACCGGGCGAAUGGAGGAAGUCACACAGCGGUGAAUCUGCCGCCGCCGAAUGGGGAGGCAAUGGGCUUAUCGGGUUGCCUGGAUUGGGGUCAGGAAGUAGGCAGAAGAGCAUUGCGGAGAUCUUUAAGGAUGACAUGACUCAAGCAGCAUCUAGUUCUCGUCACCCAUCUCGUCCGGCAAGCCGGAACACAUUUGACGACAACAUCGAACCCUCUGAAACCCAUUUUGGUCUUCACCAAGAUCUGGUUUCCAUGGAAGCUUUACGUUCGAGCCCAAACCAUCCUCACGCGAUGUCAUCAGCUUCUCAUACGUACGCAUCUGCACUCGGUGGUUCUUUGUCUAGAAGCACCACUCCUGACCCUCAACUGGUGGCUAGGUUGGCUAGCCCUCGCAUUCCUGCCGCGGGAGGCAGGGUUAACUCUGCUCCAUCUGAACAUUCCGACCUAGCAGCAGCCAUGGCAGGCAUGAGUCUAUCAGCAGAUGGUAUGACAAAUCAAGAAAACGAGAUUGAUGAGCAGAACACCCAUAUCAAACAUCCAUACCUGACCAACAAAGGUUUGUAUCUCAACAUGAGCAACCCUUCUUUUUCAGGCGAUGCACAAGGUUCUCCGGUUAACUCCCAUCUGAGAGCAGGUGGUUCUCCGCACUACCAACACAUGGACAGUCCAAAUUCACCUUAUUCAAACUAUGGGCUAGGUGGGUAUGUGAUGAAUCCUGCAUCACCUUCCAUGAUGGGUGGUGGCAUGGAUUCCAGAGCCAUGGGAGGUGGGUUUGCUUUGGGACCUAAUAUACUCGCUGCAGCUGCAGAGUUACAGAAUCUUCAAUACGCUGCUGCUCUGAAUGAUCCAACAAUGGAGUUACUAGCACUUCAGAAAGCUUACCUUUCAGGCCUACUAUCACCUCAAAAAUCACAGUAUGGUCUUCCUUACCUUAACAAAACAAACAGUUUAACACAUGGUUACUAUGGAAACUACCCCACCAGUCCACUGGCCGGACCUCUCCUCCCUAACUCAGGCAGCCCUGUCAGACAUGGAGAAAGGAGUCUUCGUUUCCCUUCUGGAAUGAGAAACUUACCCGGAGGUUUCACUGGAUCUUUUGAAGAAGCUUUUGCAUCUUCUUUGCUUGAUGAGUUCAAGAGUAACAAAACCAAGUGUUUUGAGCUUUCAGAAAUCGCAGGACAUGUUGUUGAAUUCAGUUCCGAUCAGUAUGGAAGUCGAUUUAUUCAACAAAAGCUCGAAACCGCUACCGCAGAAGAGAAAAACAUGGUUUUUCAUGAAAUUAUGCCUCAGGCUCUUUCGCUUAUGACUGAUGUAUUCGGUAAUUAUGUGAUCCAGAAGUUUUUUGAACAUGGAACUGCUUCUCAAAUAAGAGAACUGGCAGACCAGCUUGAUGACCAUGUUCUAACCCUUAGUCUACAGAUGUAUGGUUGCAGAGUAAUCCAAAAGGCUAUCGAGGUAGUUGACUUGGACCAACAAAGAAAAAUGGUGGCAGAGCUUGAUGGUCAUGUAAUGCGAUGUGUACGCGAUCAAAAUGGUAAUCAUGUUAUUCAAAAGUGCAUUGAAUGCAUUCCGGAAGAUGCUAUUCAUUUCAUCAUAUCAACAUUUUAUGAUCAAGUUGUUACAUUAUCAACUCACCCAUAUGGUUGUCGCGUUAUUCAGAGAGUCCUCGAGCACUGUAGCAACCCAAAAACUCAAACCAUAGUCAUGGAUGAAAUCUUGAAAUCUGUACGCAUGCUUGCUCAAGAUCAAUACGGGAAUUAUGUCGUUCAGCAUGUGCUCGAACAUGGAAAGCCACACGAACGCACGUCUAUUAUCGAUCAAUUAAUCGGGCAGAUAGUUCAAAUGAGUCAACAAAAGUUUGCUUCCAAUGUUGUUGAAAAAUGUUUGACUUUCGGUACACCCGAGGAGCGGCAGAUUCUUGUCACUGAGAUGCUAGGCACCACUGAUGAAAACGAACCACUCCAGGUAAUGAUGAAAGAUCAGUUUGCUAAUUAUGUUGUACAAAAAGUGUUGGAGACUUGCGAUGAUCGCCAACUUGAAAUGAUACUUAAUCGUAUUAAAGUUCAUCUGAAUGCUCUGAAAAAGUAUACUUAUGGGAAACAUAUAGUUGCUCGUGUAGAGAAACUUGUUGCUGCUGGAGAAAGGAGGAUUGGGAUACUGGCGGGAUAUGCUGCUGCAGCUUCCAUGGCUACUGCUGCUGCUGCUACUACUACUACUUAGGGAAAGGUUAUAGAAAGGUGAUCGAAGUUGUACAGCUAACUGAGUAUGAAGUAUGAAGUAUGAAGUCUGAAGUAUGAUGGAUGGAUGGUUUGUGUUUUAUUAGUUUUUUUUUUAUUUGGGUUUAUUUUGGUGCUAUGAAGCUCUUAUUCCGGGUUUAUUUGGAAGAUAUGUAAGAGUGAAUUUGCAAAUAAAAGAUUGUACAUUGUUAGUUUGAGGAUAUACCUAGGAAAUAUGGGGUCUCCGCCAUGGCUGAAAGAGGGUGAAAGAUGCCCGUGGCCUGAAGAGAGAGAGAGAGAGAAGGUAAGAUGAGUGUACUGUACAAGUUGUUUAAGCCUGUAAAAAGAGGAAAGAUAGAAGAAGAAGAAGAAGAAAGGAAAUGGAAGUGUGUGUUGUUAUGUUGUGGUGAGAGGUGAGGUGUGGUUGCAGAGGCUGUGGUGUAUUAGGAAUGACCAUAUAAGUUUUCCUUGUGUAUGAACUUCAUAUGUUCUGUUUUAUUCAGCUAAACCUUUUCUCAAA